Messenger RNA from Drosophila rhopaloa, 1634 nucleotides. RefSeq names its product glycerol-3-phosphate acyltransferase 3. Gene Ontology annotation, biological process: triglyceride biosynthetic process. The coding region runs from base 117 to 1403 and encodes 428 amino acids. The record is from RefSeq and is a predicted model, not a curated record. Gene Ontology annotation, cellular component: endoplasmic reticulum. Gene Ontology annotation, molecular function: glycerol-3-phosphate O-acyltransferase activity. The transcript has 2 exons. Lineage: Eukaryota; Metazoa; Arthropoda; Insecta; Diptera; Drosophilidae.
CCGAGCCAUAACAAAAUACAAUCGGGCGGAUCAGACAGACGACGACAUCGAAAUCGGAACGUGGCUACAACAACCAGGAGUAGGACCUAGUAUUAGUCGCCCCCCCACACACAGCUAUGUUCAUCCAACUGGUGCUCCUCUGCCUCCUGCUGUGGGUCUCCUUCUUCUGGCUGCAGUGUCGCUACCUGGAUGUCCUGGAGUGCCUCUUCGCCUGGAUCGCCGAGCAGCUGGCGAUAACCCGCCGGAAGCGGGCCCGCGAUGAGCGCCUCCGCCUGGACAGGAAGUGGGUGGACUCCAAUGGCCCGAGGACUAGGGACACCAAGGACUCGACCGCCUCCGACUCGGAGAAGCAGGCCCGCGACAAAGGCGAUGGCGUGCAGAUGCUGCUCUCGCCGCCGAUCAAGAAUCGCCUGAACAUCCGCGUGGAGCAGUGCUGCGACCUGAUCGCCUCCGGUUUGGGCCUGGUCCUGGAGGACGAGGUGACCCAGCGGUUCGUGGCCGCCCCUGCUCCCGUCGGCGAGUGGAACCUGCUCACCCGCAACUUGCGGCACCGCAAGCGCCACCUCAACUGGCAACUGCGGCUGGUCUGGCUCCUCGGCUGGCUGACCCGCUACAUCCUGCUCCUGCCCCUGCGGACCGCCGCCUGCUGGCUCUGUCUGUUCAUGAUCAGCGGGACGACGGUGCUCCUUGGCCACCUGCCCGAGUGGCGCUUCAAGCGGCAGCUGGUGGAGCUGGUGCUGCGCCAGUGCUUCCGCAUCACGGCCGCCUGUCUGCCGAUGGUGCGACGCUUCCACAACAUCGAGCACCGACCCACCAAGGGCAUCUGUGUGUGCAACCACACCAGUCCGCUGGACGUCCUGGUGCUGAUGUGCGAUGGCAACUACUCGCUGACUGGGCAAGUGCACGACGGCAUCCUGGGUGUCCUGCAGCGGGCCCUGUCCCGCGUCUCGCCGCACAUGUGGUUCGAUCGCCGGGAGCUGGCGGAUCGUGAGGCUUUGGGGUUGGUCCUCCGGCUGCACUGCGCCGCCAAGGACCGACCGCCGGUGCUGCUCUUCCCCGAGGGCACCUGCAUCAACAACACCGCCGUGAUGCAGUUCAAGAAGGGCAGCUUCGCCGUCAGCGAUGUUGUCUGCCCGGUGGCCAUCCGGUAUGAUCGCCGCUUCGGGGAGGCCUACUGGGACAGCACCCGGUACUCGAUGCUCCGCUACAUGCUGAUGGUGGUCAGCUCGUGGUGCAUCUGCUGCGACGUCUGGUACAUGCCGCCCCUCAGUCGCCGCGGCGAUGAGUCGCCCGUGGAGUUCUCGAAUCGCGUGAAGGCCGCCAUCGCCGCCCAGGCGGACAUCGAUGAUCUGCCCUGGGAUGGCAAUCUGAAGCGCUGGAGUCCCGUGCGGGACUGGCAGUAGUAGGAGUAGCAAAAGUCCUGCAGACCACCUGAUGUCACUGCUCCACACCCUCCCCAGAUUAUCGUAUCCCAGCUUAUCCCACACUUUUCAUCGCUCCCGAGUAUCUUGUAGUUUUAUAAUAAUGUUAUGUUAAAUAAAUAGUUCAUAUAUUUUAGAGGGCAAAUCAGAGUUGCUGAAAAGUAUUGAAAGUAAUUCAGCUCGAAUAUGAACCACAAAUAAUAUUUUCAACUG